Molecule: messenger RNA, 249 nt
Organism: Triticum turgidum subsp. durum (durum wheat)
Lineage: Eukaryota; Viridiplantae; Streptophyta; Magnoliopsida; Poales; Poaceae
Source: the annotation of a GenBank genome assembly
AUGGCUUCCAUGGGGUUCAGCUACGCACAGGUACACGUGAAGCAAGAGAGACUGAGGAGGAGGAUCAGCGACAGCAAGAAGGCCGUGGCAACGGCGACGGUGGACAAGUCGAUGAUCCGAGAAGAGAGGAAGGAGAGUUUCAUGGGUGAAGAGGAGAAGAAGGCAGCUUGCAACUCAUGGACCACCGGGAGGGUGCAUCCAUGCGCGUCUUCACCGGCGGCUGCGGCGCCAAAGGGUGGGCACCGAUGA